Molecule: messenger RNA, 4892 nt
Organism: Cinara cedri
Lineage: Eukaryota; Metazoa; Arthropoda; Insecta; Hemiptera; Aphididae
Source: the annotation of a GenBank genome assembly
CGGUUAUUGUAUCCGUAUAAAAUUUAUAGACAUUCUGUAUGUAUGCUCGUGUGUCCACAAUUUUAAAUGAAUUGGUAGUUAAUACCAUGUAGGGGGUCAAGCCUGGACCAUUUUAAUUGUUUUUUGACAUAUGAUAUCAAUUUUUAAUUUGUUCGUGAAUUUUAUCUAUAGAUAACCGUGAUAGGUAGUAGCCGGCGCGACUUGAUUCAAUUUUCACUUCAAAUCAUGAUCAAGGUAGUUCUCAAUUCAAAUCAUGACCUGAGUUACUUUACGAUUCAAAUACUUUGGUAAUAAGCAUUGAAAAGUAUAUAAACUUGAUCACCGUGAGUAUAAAAAUAAUUGUUCUCCUGUAAAAUGUUUAUUCAUUUUUUUAAAUACCUAGGUAUAGAUUUUAGGUAUUUGAGUAGAAUUAUUCUAUUUAUUUUUAAAUUGCUAGUGUGGCUAAGAUAUUAGCAUUGAUUAUAAAUACUUUAUCAUUGGUAUUAUGUAGUAAAUAUUUUAGAUUUUAGGUUCUCUUACUGAAUGGUCUCUUUAUGUUCUUUUUAAUCAUAUGUUGUCUUCUGGUUUUUUAUUGCUUCCCCUGGCCGUUCAAAAAAUGUAUCACUCUGUCACUCAGGUUUUUUCUGACACCUAAUUCGGGUUUGCAAAAUGAUACUGAAAUAAUUUCAUGAGCCCAAAAGUUAAUUUAUUUACUGGAUAGUAUCAAUUAUUAAUUAUUGCAAACAUUAUUACAAAUAGAUAGCAUAGGAUGACCAUAGAAGGUGAAAAUGAAAUUUUAAAUAAGUCAAAUUUAUAUCUUAUACAAUAUUUCUCAUAAGACUAUAAAAUAUUAACAAAGUGUUGGGUUUCUUGUAAAGUAUACAUGUUUAAAUUAUUGAUUUUGCUGACUGUAGACAAAAUAACAAAGAUAAGCGUGUACAAAUAUUCUUAAGGUAGUCAUAGAUACUGAUUCCAUCUUAAAUAGAUUGUAAUAUUUAUUUUAAUAAAGAAAAAGAAGAGAGAUAGACAUUAUGAUAAUAAACUAUUUAUAGAUUUACUGGUUUUUAAGUGUUUAGUUUAUAGAUUUAUUAUGAAUACAACUAAAUAAAUUACUACUUAUAUUUAAUUGUAUAAUUUGAAUUAGUGUCAAACGAUUGGAAAAACAAAAAUACACAUAGUACAUAGUUUUAGUUAAUAUAAAAGAAAAUGGAGUCAAUGGAUAUAUCUGUUUCUGAAGAAGAGCAUAUGAUGGCCAAAGCUAGAAGUUUUCUUGAAACUGAUUGUUUUAGAAGUAGAGCCUGGUUACUUACGGCCAAAUCAAUGUUCCCUGAUAACUUUGGAAUACACGUAUGUUAAUAUUAUUCAGUAUUAACAACAGUUAAAAAUGCUUACUGCUAUAUUUGUUCAUUGAUUUAUUUUUUUUUUUUUUAGUUUGAAAGUUAUGAAAUUGAGAAAAACUUACGUUGUGUUCAAAGAGCUGCCAGGUGCUUCAGUGGUUUGUAAGAUAGUCAAUUGUUAAUAUUUACUAUUUUAUUCUUUUAAUCUCAAUAUAUUGUUUAGACUUGAAGAUUUUCCUAAUGAAGCAAUUCUUUGGAAAGAAAUUGAAAAUUUUACUCCAAUUUUGUGUAUGGACACGUUUUGUCUAUCAGAAGAACAAACAUUUUAUCGAGAAAUGUUUUCCGCACUGCCAUUGUGUAAGUUAACCGAUAUUUGUGGUAUCUAAUUAAUUUUAGUACACUUCAUUAUGUUAUUUCUUUACUUCAUGUAGUUAAAAAUUAUAAUGUAUCAUAGUAAUAAAUUUGUCAUGUACAACAAAAUUAAUAUUUUAAUAAUUUUUUGUUACAGCCAUUCAACAGAAGUUAUUGUCAGUGUGUGCUGAAAGGAGUGAAGACACAAUGGAACAUUGCCGUCUAGUACUUUUACUUCUGAAUCGUUUCCCGCAAUCAUCAACUGAAUUAGCAGUAAGAAUAUUUUUAGAAAUAAGUACAAAAUAGCUAUAUUCACGGGCAAAAUAUUUCAACUGUUUCAGCUAAAGCUUAUGGACACAAUGAUUACAGCAGAAAAACAUAAUCAAUGCCCUAAUGUUAUAAAUUGUUAUAGAAAGAUUUUAGGUAAAAUAUAACAAUAUUAUAAAAUAAAAUAAAAUAUACAAUUUAUUUUUAAUUUGUUGUGCUGAAAUUAAAACUUAGAAUAGCAGUUAUAUUUUUCAAAUAUUAAUACUGUUAGAAAUCAAAAAUAAAUUAGGUGACUGUACUAGAGAAUAUAACCAGAGUUUGACAAUUUCUCUAGCACUCAGAUACUCCGGUUUUAUGUAUAAAUCUACGAGCUAUGGGUUCAGUAAAUUAUUCUUGAGGUCGUUGUAAAAUUAAAUUAGUACUAUUUAUAUAAUUAUAUAAAGUUUAUCAAUAAGCAGCAAGAAUAAUUAUUUUCAUACGCCUAAAUAUUAGAUAAAAUACAAUUUAUUGACUCUAGUUGUUAUACAUUAAAUUUAUACAUAAGCAUAUAGGUUCACGGUAUCUUUUGCUAAUGAUUUAUUUUUUUUUUGCUUAUUGGGCCUGUGUCUCUGAAGUCUGGUAUAUUCAAAGGUGGCAACCCUACUGGUACCUGACCUUCAAUGUUUUUUCAAUUUUCUUAGCUUUAUACUAACAAUACUAUAAAUAAAUAAUUUGAAUUAUAAAUUAUUAAUACAAAAUGUUUUUUUAUGGAUUGUAUUCAUUUUUAAACAAAGAUAUUUUUUUUUUUUACAGUUUGCGACCUUGGUCCAUUAUUAGUGUCAACAAAUACCUUAAAUCAAAAAAAUUUGUAUAAAAUGUUAACAAAAACAACCGAAUUUUAUAUCACUUAUGCUAUGGGAGGACAUUCUAUUAUCAUUGAGGUAAAAUAUUUGUCUAAUAAAAAAUAUCAAGAUGAAUGUAUUUAAUAAGAGUUUAUUUAGAAUUUGCCUGAGACUGAAAAUUAUAUUAAGACACCUUGGGAAGAUUUGUUUGCAUCGUGUGAACGUAUUGGUAAAAAACUAUCUUGGGAAUUGAGAUAUGUUUUAAGUCAAAGGUAUUUUGUUUAAUAUUUAUUUAAUUUAGUUUUAAUUAAUAAGUCACAAAUAAUGAUGAAAAUAAAUAAUUUAUUUUAACAAUUUAGUGAUAAACGUAAAGCGUGGAAAAAAGUAUCGAGUUUUGCAAAGAAGUUUGUAAUUGCUUCAAAUAACAGUGAGCUUAGCAAACAGUUAGUAUUUUGUGGCAUGAUUCUAUUUGUGAAACAUGUUUUUGAAUACAAUCAAUCUUUACAGCCUGGUAAUUAAUUUUAUUAAUGUUUGUUAUUAAUAAAAACUAAAACUUAAAAACUAUUUUUAUUUUUAUUUGUAUUAUUUAUCUUUGGUUUUCUAGAAAAUGAUUCAGAAUAUUUAUUAGUUAAAGCAAUUAAAGGGCCGAAAGUACAAAUUAAUAAACCCCCAUUGAAACAAGCUGUAUUGUCUAUAGCCACAAAAUUGAAUGAAUCAGUGAUCGGUAUAACUGAUGAAUCGUCUGAAGUCCUUGAUCAUUUUAAAAUGGCAUUCAACUAUUGGGAGCUACUGACUAAUAAAGAACCAAUGUGCACUGGUAAUGAACUUAUAUUUGUAUUUUGUUUUGUUAAAUAAGUAAUACUUGAAAUAUUUACAGAUUAUUGGAAAUUAAGUGCUCAAAUUAAAGUAGAUACGUUCAUAGGUCAAUUUCUUAAUGACAUUGAAUUUUAUCAAGGAAAAUACAAGAAUCUUUUUAAAGUUGUCCCAAGUCAAGAAAGCAUUAGAAGAUCAUUAUCAUUAGUUAACUUGUAUUAUUGUGUACAAGAAUUUAAGGUAGAUAAAUAAUAUUUUGUUAUUUUAUUAUUUUUAGCAUCUAGGUGUAGGAGCUUUAAAAAUAUACUUUUUAAAAUUUGUGUAGAAAUGUGCAGAGAACAUAUUUGAAGUAGUACAUCAAACAAAGAGUUUCAUCUUAAAUGGGAAACUUUCUAUGGAAAUAGCUAAUCCUCCUGAAGAAAGAGAAAUGUAUUAUAUUCAAAUAGCAAAAUUACCUGUUUUACAAUAUUGUGUCAAAAUAAUGAUUCAAAUUCUCUAUGUAAGUUUGUAAUAGAUUUAAUAUAAUAUUAAUAUUAUGUUAAAUACAAAUAUAAAUAAAUUGUUAUAUACUUUAUUUAGAGCCAGCUUUCAAAUUUCCCUACAGACAAUGAUCUUAUUGGUCACCUUUUAGUACUUUCACAGAUGGUCUGGCCAGAAGGGAGUGAAAUUGCUGAAGAUAUGUAUGAACGCAUAGUUAAAAUGCCUUUAUUUACAUAUCCUCAAUUUUCAGCUUAUAUUACAAACAUAGACAUUAUUGAAGCGUUCAUGGAAAUAUUCGAAUCAAAUGAUAAAUGUGUCUUGAAUAUAUAUCCCUGUGUAGGGCCUUCAUUAAAGUAAAUAAAUAAUUUAUUUUAAAACAGAAGUGAAUAUAUUGUAUUAUUUAAUUAAGUAUAUUAUAAACAAAUAAUGUUUAAUAUUUGUAGUUCUCGAAUAUCAACUAGAGGUACUGGAAAAGGAAUAAAAGAAGACUUUAGAUCGGCAGUGAAAACACAAGUACAACAAUACUCUGAACCUAUAGAAGAAACAAUGUUAUUAUUUUUUAUGAAUGAAAAAAAAAGUUUAAUGAAAUCUGCUACUCUUAUGGAAAAAUCUUUAACUUAUUAAGUUAUUAUUGAUUUUAAAUAUUAUAUAGGGUAAUCAAUUUUCCAUAUGACACUGUAUUAUAGAAAUGUAUUAAUUUUUUAAUUUUUUUUCUCAAAAUAUACAGUUCUAAAUUGCUACAUUGUCCUUAUUUUAAAUCAUUUUUAAGUUUAAUUUUAUUAGUAAAAGGUAAGUAAGGAGUUUGUGAAAUUGAAAUCAAAGCAGUGUAAUUGUUACUUUUAUU